Molecule: messenger RNA, 766 nt
Organism: Xenia sp. Carnegie-2017
Lineage: Eukaryota; Metazoa; Cnidaria; Anthozoa; Malacalcyonacea; Xeniidae
Exons: 7
Coding region: 17-766 (249 amino acids)
Source: RefSeq, a predicted model, not a curated record
AACACUUUGUUGCAAUAUGUUUAACAUUAUCGUGACGAUCUUUUCUUCCAUGCUAACAAUUACUAGCUGCAACACUGUGCUAGUUGAAGAUAAUCGUGAAAAGAGAAGUCUAUCAGAAAACCUUGUUGUUGGUAUGGAUUAUUUAGGAAAGCCUCGAAUCGUGUGUCAUUGUUACGGUGAAGAAAUGCAAAACUUGAUAUCAAAAAACAUGGCCAUGAAUCCACGAAGUCUUAUCGUAAAGAUGAACGUUGAUUCCACAAAGAAUUCUGGAAUUCGUGAAAAACGAACGGUUGUGAACAACACGGAACUUAUAUAUGCACCCGUCUGCUGCAAGAUCGAUUUGUCAAAUAAAAAAUCGUUUUAUAGUUAUCCGUUCUCAGUAAACCUUGUUGCACUAAACUAUACGGAUGAUCUAAAAGAUGAUGACAGCGAUGCAAGCGAGGAAUUGAGAACAAUCCUUGUUGCUGGGUUAAAAACAGUUCUUGCGAAGGAAAAAAGCGUCGUUUCAAUUGGAGUUCAUAAGUUUAGCAAUAUCAGCGGUGGUGUGUUGGCCAAUAUCUAUCUGACAAUCCAAGGGAUGAUAACGCCAAGCAUUGUAGACACAUUAAAAGCAACAAUUUCAUCAGGAAAUCUUGGUGGUAUAGAGGUUCGCAUUGUACCAGAACCUAACAUUGAGAACGCUCAAGUGACCUAUUUAUCAAAAUUGGACGAUUCUAAUUCCCCCCAAAGUUCCGGCAAUUCCAACCGGCCGCCGAUUCCACUCUGA